AUGGGUGAGGGUGAUGAUGUUAACACUGAUGAUAACAAUGUCAAAACGUCUGUUGUCAACACUUAUCAUCCGGCGUUCGCCGUCACUAACAUUCGCAGUCUUGUGCCUCUUAUUUUGGACGGUGACAAGGUGCUUUAUAAUCCAUGGGCUACACUCUUCCGCAACAGUGCCAAGGUCUACAAUGUUCUUGAUCAUAUUGAUCCGAAGGUUUCCCGACCUACGGAUAUCAAGAACGACUUGUGGGAGCGACUUGAUGCUGUCGUCCUUCAAUGGCUCUAUGGCGCGAUUUCAACCGAGUUCUUGUACCGCAUUCUUGAUGAAAAGGCUACGGAUCAGGUGGUUUGGGAUACAUUACGUAACCUUUUUCAAGACAACAAAGGCACUCGAGUUGUGCAUCUGGAGAAUCAAUUUGGUUCAAUUACAUUGGCGUCUUGUGUUUCUCUUGCUGAUUAUUGUCAUCAAUUGAAGACGGUCUCUAAUCAACUUGCUGCGAUCGGUCAUCCAAUUUUUGAGGAACGCCUGGUUCUUCAAUUGGCUGGGAAAUUGACCCCGGAAUACGGCAUGGUGGCUACUCUGAUUCAACAGGGGAAUCCACUUCCUUCUUUUUCUAAAGCGUGUUCUAUGCUUGAGUUAGAUCGCGUUAGCCUUGAGAAAAAUAAGAUUGCCUCGCCUACUUCUUCCACGGUAUUGCUUGCUGCAUCUGAUGCUUCUCAUUCGUCUUCACAACCGCAUAAUGGUGGUCGUUCUUCUGCUGGGGCUGCUAAGCCAAAGGGUGGAAAGAAGAACAGCAAAGGAGGAGGCAGUAAAGGUGGUGCUGCUCGGGGUUCACAGCACAAUCAGAACCAGAUGCAACAAUAUUAUUUUCCCCCUUGGGCUGCAUACUAUCCGCCUUGCCCAUAUCCUUCAAUGCCGAUGCAAUGGAGGGCGCAAUCAAGACAGCAACAACCACCAGUCCCUCCGAAUCAGCAGGGGCUAUUGGGCCCUACUCCACGGCAGCCUAAUGCUGCCUUCCUUGCUACUGGUUCAUCCUAUCAACCUACUGAUCUUCCGGCUUUCUUCAAUACUUAG
Molecule: messenger RNA, 1068 nt
Organism: Chenopodium quinoa (quinoa)
Lineage: Eukaryota; Viridiplantae; Streptophyta; Magnoliopsida; Caryophyllales; Amaranthaceae
Exons: 1
Coding region: 1-1068 (355 amino acids)
Source: RefSeq, a predicted model, not a curated record